AUGGUGCAAAAGAUGAAAGAGUUUCAAGAGGAUCUAAUGACUAAAUUAACGCAAUUAAUAACCAAGGGAACUGAUAAAGGGAAAAGUCCUGUGAUUUGCGAUGAAGAAGGAAACAAUGAUGAGCCACUUUUUCCUCCAAGAUUCACGCCUCCGCAAGCGCAAAUUCAGAUUGAACCACAUCUACGAAGACCUUCUAUUUCGAUUAGGCCUCAGCACUUUCAAGGUGAUGCUUCAAUACCGAAGAACCUUCAGGUCAGAUCUGGUUCUAGUCCUGGCGAUAAUCUGGUUGUCCCGGACUUCGAUGAAGUAGUUGAGAAAGACAAGAUGAAGGAAGAGGCGAUAGAAAGUAUCGACAACUAUCAUGGAAUAGAUGCGAAAGAUCUGAGCUUAGUUCCGGAUUUGGUGCUUCCUUACAAAUUUAAGAUGCCGGAAUUCGAGAAAUAUAAUGGGACCAGCUGCCCAGAAGCUCAUAUCACUAUGUUCUACAGGAGAAUGACGGGGUAUAUUAAUAAUGAUCAAUUAUUAAUACACUGCUUUCAGGAUAGUCUUAUAGGUGCAGCGUUAAAAUGGUACAAUCAGCUAAGUCGGACCAAAAUUGCUACUUGGAGAGAUUUGGCACAGGCAUUCAUGAGACAAUACAAUCAUGUCUCAGAAAUGAUGCCUGACAGGAUAACUCUGCAGAAUUUGGAGAAGAAAUCAAACGAGAGCUUCAGACAGUACGCACAGAGGUGGAGAGAAGUGGCAGUGCAGGUGCAACCACCUCUUUUGGAAAAAGAAAUAACGACGCUUUUUAUUAAUACAUUGAAAGGCCCAUUCAUCACUCACAUAUUGGGAAGUGCUUCAAAGAAUUUCUCGGAUAUAAUCAUGAGCGGCGAAAUGAUCGAGCAUGCUAUUAAAAGUGGAAGAAUAGGCGGAGGGGAGAGCAAUAAAAGGACAGCCCCGAGGAAAAGAGAAAAUGAAGUGAAUAAUGGCUCAUCGAAACAAGAGUCGGGAAUGAGGCAAAAUACUGAGAAGCCCCAGUUCACUUCUAUUCCAAUGACAUAUAAGGAGCUGUACCAGAAUUUAUUUAAUGCGCAUGUUGUCGCUCCUCGUUACUUGAGUCCUCUACAACCCCCAUAUCCAAAAUGGUAUGACACAAACGCUCAGUGUGACUAUCAUGCCGAAAUUUCAGGACACUCGAUAGAAAAUUGUACUGCUUUCAAGAAGGUAGUGGAAGGACUUAUUAAAUUGGGUGUUGUCAAAUUUGGUGAUUCACCCAACACAGAAAGUCCGUUGCCCAAUCAUGAUGAAGGGGUGAACGCGAUAAUUGAAAAUGGAGGAAGGAGAGUCAAAGCCAAUGUAACAGAGAUAAGGACCCCCCUUGAAUGGGUUUGGAAACAAAUGGUGAAAGGAGGACGCAUCAAGCAAGAUUCAAUAGAAAAGCCUGAAGGAGCAAGUAAGUUUUGUGAGCUCCACGCAGAAGAAGGCCACGACAUCCAAAAAUGUACCGAAUUCAGAACCAUGGUGCAAAACUUAAUGGAUAACAAAGAGUUAGAGUUUUAUGAAGAGAUUAAUGGACUAGAAGAAGGAAAAGUUUAUGACGCAGAAGGAGGAUCCACGGGGAAAGCCCAAAAGGCUAAUCACCCAGUGAUAAUUAUUUCAAAACCAAUGAGCAGAGAAUCUGGAAUUCAAAUAGCGCAAAAGGUCAUAAUCCAAAAACCUGUAUCCUUUCCUUACGAGAAUAGCAAAAAGGUUCCUUGGAAUUACGACUGCAAUGUGACAAUUCCAGGGAAAGAGAGCUUGGUAAACGCUUCAGGAGAGGACGAAGGAUUCUAUACACGAAGUGGAAAACGCUAUGAUCCAGCAAACGCGAGAGUGGAAUCUGGAAAAGGAAAAGCCUUAGUAGUUGAGUUGGGAAAAGUAAAAACAGGCAAAAUUGAACCGCGUGUCAAUCAACCGGUAACUGAAAAUGAGGCUAGAGAAUUUUUAAAAUUCUUGAAACAUAGCGAGUACAGCGUGGUAGAACAAUUGCAUAAACAACCGGCUCGUAUCUCGGUGCUUGAAUUGCUUAUAAGUUCAGAGAUACAUCGUAAUGCGUUGAUUAAUGUGCUAAAUGAAACUUAUGUCGCUCACGAUAUCUCAGUGAAUAAGUUGGACCGCUUGGUUAACAAUAUCAGUGCCGACAAUUUCAUUUUCUUUAAUGAUGAUGAAGUACCGCCGGGGGGAAGAGGAGCCACCAAAGUAUUACAUAUCACUGCUCGUUGCGGGGAGUAUGCGUUAGCAGGAGUGCUAAUUGAUAAUGGGUCAGCCUUGAAUGUUUUACCUCUAUCCACCUUAAAUAGGUUACCGGUGGAUAGCUCUCACAUGAAAUCAUGCCAGAAUAUAGUGAGAGCAUUUGAUGGUACUGAAAGGAAGAUGAUAGGAAGAAUAAAAAUACCCCUCUUGAUUGACCCGAAUAUAUACGAGGUGGAUUUUUUAGUGAUGGAUAUCAAGCCUUCGUAUAACUGCUUGUUGGGAAGACCCUGGAUUCAUUUAGCAGGAGCGGUGCCAUCAUCAUUACACCAGAAGUUGAAAUUGGUAACAGAAGGCCGGUUAAUUACGAUUGACGCUGAGGAAGACAUCAUUGCAUCGGUAACCAGUGACGCGCCAUAUUUGGGAACAGAUGAUGAGGCGGUUGAAUGUUCCUUUCGAUCCUUAGAUUGGGAAAUGAGCUAUGCUCGGAAGAGGACUGGGAAGAUGCCUUCAAGGAAGGAUAGAGGCACCAGUGCUGAAAGACAAGCAAGACCGUCCCAAGACAUCAAUGACAUGAGUGACCCUACUAUGGACUUAGAAAAUCCUUUCGAACGAGGUAUGUGUUUAGAGGAAUCUCAAGAUUUUGAAGAUAACAUAGAUUGCAACCUAUCUCCGGACUUGUUGAGGAUGGUAGAGCAAGAAGAGAAACAAAUCAUACCUCACAAGGAGACAGUAGAGACGGUGACCCUGGAAGAGGGAAAGAUGGUGAAGAUUGGCACAUGCAUAGCUGAAGAAGUAAAACAAGACCUCAUUGAGUUGCUUCGAGAAUUCAAGGAUGUCUUCGCAUGGUCAUAUUAAGAUAUGCGUGGGCUAAGUACUGACAUUGUAGUUCACCGACUUCCUAUAAAGGAAGAUUGCAAACCAGUUCAGCAAAAAUUCCGAAGAAUGAGGCCAGAUGAUGUAUUAAAAAUAAAAGAGGAAGUGCAAAAGUAAUUCGAUGCUGGAUUCCUGCAAGUGGUCAAAUACUCUGAGUGGGUGGCCAAUAUUGUUCCUGUCCCUAAGAAAGAUGAGAAGGUACGAAUGUGUGUAGAUUAUAGAGAUUUAAAUAAGGCUAGCCCAAAAGAUAACUUUCCCUUGCCGCACAUCGACACCUUGGUAGACAACACAGCGGGGCAUUCACUGUUUUCUUUCACGGAUGGUUUCUCUGGAUAUAACCAAAUUAAGAUGCAUCCUGAGGAUAUGAAGAAAACUACAUUCAUAACCCUAUGGGGAACCUUUUGCUAUAAAGUGAUGCCAUUCAGGUUGAAAAAUGCAGGGGCAACGUAUCAGAGGGCCAUGGUAACACUGUUUCAUGAUAUGAUGCAUAAGGAGUUAGAAGUCUAUGUUGAUGACAUGAUUGCGAAAUCUAAAACGGAAGAGGAACAUGUGCAAGUCCUUAAGAAAUUAUUUAUGAGGUUGAGAAAAUUUCAGCUAAAGUUAAAUCCAGCAAAAUGCACAUUUGGGGUCAGAUCAGGAAAAUUGCUUGGGUUCGUGGUCAGUGAGAGAGGAAUUGAGAUUGAUCCUGACAAAGUAAGAGCAAUACAAGAAUUACCUCCGCCGCGUACUCAAAAAGAGGUUCGAGGUUUUCUAGGAAGACUGAACUACAUCGCUCGGUUUAUUUCACAAUUAACCGAGAAAUGUGACCCCAUAUUCUGUCUCCUUAGGAAACAUAAUCCAGGUGUAUGGGAUGAGGAGUGCCAAAAAACUUUUGAAAAAGUUAAACAUUACUUGUCCAACGCCCCAGUGCUAAUGCCACCUUGCCCAGACAAACCGCUCAUACUGUAUUUGGCAGUAUUUGAAAAUUCCAUGGGAUACGUGCUUGGUCAACAUGAUGAGACAGGACGAAAAGAAAGAGCAAUCCACUAUUUCAGUAAGAAGUUCACCGAAUGCGAAACAAGAUAUUCGCCAAUCGAGAAGCUAUGUUGUGCCCUGAUCUGGACAACUCGGAGACUGAGACAGUACAUGUUGUACCAUACAAUCUGGUUAAUUUCUAAAUUAGACCCUCUGAAAUACUUGAUGGAAUCAACCGCUUUGAAUGGAAGAAUGGCCCGAUGGCAAAUUCUCCUAUCUGAAUUUGACAUAGUCUAUGUGAACCAGAAGGCUGUAAAAGGAAGUGCAAUAGCGGACUUCUUGGCAAGUAGAGCGCUAGAGGAUUAUGAACCCUUGAACUUUGAUUUCCCAAAUGAAGAUUUGAUGUAUGUUGCAACUAUAGAAAAAGAUUUCCAAGAAGGUGGUCCCUGGAAGCUAAAUUUUGAUGGAGCUUCAAACGCUAUAAGCAACAAAAUCGGGGCAGUACUCGUGUCCCCUAUCGGAGAUCAUUACCCUUUCACUAGCAAAUUGGAUUUUGAUUGUACAAAUAACAUGGCUGAGUAUGAAGCUUGUAUUAUGGGCAUCCGAGCAGCCAUAGAGCGGAAAAUUAAGGUGCUAGAGAUUUACGGGGACUCUGCAUUAGUAAUUUACCAGCUCAAAGGGGAAUGAGAAACAAGAGACCCCAAGUUAGUUCGCUAUCGAAAAUUGGUUAUGGAAUUGAUUGAGGAAUUUGAUAGUGUCACCUUUAGUUAUCUCCCACGAGAUGAGAAUCAGAUGGCAGAUGCUUUGGCUACCCUAGCUUCUAUGUUCAAAGUGAACAGGCUAGAGGAUAUGAAGCCUAUCCAGAUCAACAUUUAUGAGGCUCCAGCCCAUUGUUGCAACAUUGACGAUGAAGGAGAAAAGGAUGAUCACCCCUGGUACCAUGACAUAUUGCGAUAUGUGAAGAGUCGUGAGUACCCUAACCAUGCGACGAAAAAUGAUAAGAAGACAUUGAGGAGAUUAGCCAUUGAUUAUGUCCUAGAUGGGGAUAUCUUGUAUAAAAGAGGAAAAGAUCAAGUAUUGUUGAGAUGUGUGGAUGCUGUCGAAGCUAAGGAAAUUUUGGAAGAAGUGCAUGAAGGUAUCUGUGGAACGCAUGCCAAUGGCUUCAUGAUGGCCAGACAAAUUAUGAGGUUUGGGUACUAUUGGUCCACCAUGGAAGGGGAUUGCAUUAAUUAUGCCAAAAAGUGCCAUAAAUGUCAAAUCUAUGGUGACAAAAUACACGCACCACCGUCACCUCUUCAUGUUAUGGUUUCUCCAUGGCCUUUCUCCAUGUGGGGAAUGGAUGUUAUUGGGCCAAUAUCUCUGAAGGCUUCUAAUGGGCAUCGUUUUAUCUUUGUGGUUAUUGAUUACUUCACUAAAUGGGUGGAGGCUGCUUCAUACGCGAAUGUCACGAAGUCAGCAGUUAGCAAGUUUCUAAAAAAAGAGAUCAUAUGUUGAUACGGGAUGCCUGAAAAGAUCAUAUCCGAUAAUGCACUAAACUUGAACAACAACUCAAUAGCAGAAGUUUGUAGUCAGUUCAAGAUCAGACACCACAAUUCGUCACCGUACCGUCCAAAAAUGAAUGGUGCCGUGGAAGCAGCUAACAAAAAUAUCAAGAAAAUUGUAGGGAAAAUGACUGAAACCUACAAAGACUGGCACGAAAAAUUACCUUUUGCCCUUCUGGCAUAUCGUACCUCUGUUAGGACCUCUACGGGGGCAACGCCGUUUUCUUUAGUCUAUGGAAUGGAGGCAGUUUUACCCAUAGAAGUUGAAAUCCCUUCUCUCCGAGUAUUAGCUGAACUAAAGUUGGAUGAGGCUGAAUGGAUUCAAUCUCGAUAUGACCAGCUAAACUUGGUAGAAGAAAAGAGGUUAAAAGCUAUUCAUCACGGUCAAAUGUAUCAGAAACGAAUGAUGCGAGCCUAUAACAAAAAAGUUCAUCCCAGAGAAUUUUACGAGGGGGACUUGGUUUUGAAAAAGAUUCUUCCUCUACAAAAGGAUUUUAGGGGAAAAUGGAUGCCAAAUUGGGAAGAUCCUUAUGUAGUAAAAAAGGCAUUUUCAGGAGGAGCUUUAAUCUUGAGCGAGAUGGAUGGUAAAAGCCUGCCAAAUCCUGUAAACUCAGACUCGGUCAAGAAGUAUUUCACUUAA
Molecule: messenger RNA, 6222 nt
Organism: Gossypium raimondii (Peruvian cotton)
Lineage: Eukaryota; Viridiplantae; Streptophyta; Magnoliopsida; Malvales; Malvaceae
Exons: 5
Biological process (GO): DNA integration
Molecular function (GO): nucleic acid binding; RNA-DNA hybrid ribonuclease activity
Source: RefSeq, a predicted model, not a curated record